Cicer arietinum (chickpea) is the source of this 1884-nucleotide messenger RNA. NCBI's taxonomy places the organism in Eukaryota, Viridiplantae, Streptophyta, Magnoliopsida, Fabales, Fabaceae. The record is from RefSeq and is a predicted model, not a curated record.
AUGAGAAUGAUAUUAAAGGGUAAAAGUGAGAAUGGGGUAUUAGUGUUACAGAGUGAUGAUGAGGAGGUUGGCGUAUGUAGCAGGCUAGAGAGAGAAAGAGAAAGAAAGCAGUCUAUGGUCAAAGCGAGGCAGUUGAGAAAUUGUAAACACCGAUCGAUCUACUGUUAUGUUAAUUGCAUUUCUGCCAUAGCUGUAAUCAUUUCUCGUAACUUCUUCUCUUCUAUUCUCUCUUCUCUGUACCAACUCACAACUCCUCUUUUUUAUCUCUGUUUCCUUUUUUAUUUUUUUAGGAGGAAGGAAUAGCCUAACACACUCUGAUACAAAAAUUUAUCGAUUUGGACCAUUUAUAACUGUCUUUUACACUUGCAAAUUAUGGUUUGGCAUAUAAAUAUUUUGGAUCCUUAAUGUGUGUGAUUGGCAAUUCCACAAAAGGUACAGCAACCACCAUGAGAUAUAUCAGGUAUAAUCAGUGACACCAAUGUUAUGUCCUAAAGGAAUUUUCAGACUUCUCACUCCAUUUUUCUUCGUCUUUUCAUUUUCUCUCCUCAUUUAUAUUCUCUCUCUCUCUCCCAGCUGGAUUCUCUUUUCAUAGCUAGGAAGCAAAAAGUACAUUACUACUUUUUCUCCUUUCUCACUCUCCCUAUAUAUAUAUAUAUAUAUUCAAUAAAGAACACUUAUUUUGAAACCAAAAAAAAAAAUGAGUAAUAGUUGUGGAAGAGAAGGAGCAGUGAGACAAUAUGUUAGAUCGAAGGUUCCUCGUUUAAGAUGGACUCCUGAACUCCAUCGUUGCUUUGUUAAUGCCAUUCAUACCCUUGGUGGUCAUCAUAAGGCCACCCCUAAACUUGUUCUUCAGCUUAUGGAUGUUAAAGGCCUCACUAUUUCACAUGUCAAGAGCCAUCUUCAGAUGUAUAGGAGCAUGAGAGGUGAAUUGGGAAGACAAGGUAGGACAAGCUCACAACAAAGAAACCAAUGUCAUGAAGAGAAUGAUGAUGGAUGUGUUGAUGAAGUGAAUGUGGAGCAAUCUUGUUCAAAACUCAUGAGAAGAGAAUCUGAUUCCCUCAUUGGACAAAGUAAUAACUUCACAAAAAGGGGUAGAAUAGAGAGGAGAAGUUGUAGUGAGCAGCAAUGCAGCAAUAGAAUAUGUGAUGAAGCAGUUACAAAUCCGUACUGUUUUUAUGAUUAUGUACAACAACAGCCCAAUACCAUGGAUGAUCAAAACAAAGGAGUUUCUCAUACCCCCAUUUCCACAACAUACCCCCCUCUCCUAUCACAUUUUGCCAAAAACAUCACUUCUUUCAAAUCUCAUAACCAAGAUUCUGAUUUCCCUCAGGCUACUAAUGUGAAUGACAGAAAUACCCCGUCAGGGGCAAUUAAUGGACUUAGGAAAACUGACACAGCACAUGUAGAAGUUGAAGGUGUAGGAGGGUAUGAGUUGUCAUUGUCACUCACAUUGCAAAAUCCUUCACCUCAGACAAGUAAUGCUUCUAACUCGGCAAGUGGAAUCAGUGAGACAAUCUCAUGCUGUCCUAACCCUGAUGGGUUUAGCAGCUACAAAGACUGUUAUAGAACAUCUACUGUGAAAGAAAGGAUUAAUUUAGACCUAUCUUUAGCUAUAUGUGGCAAUUGAUUUGAUGCUAUAGUUCACUGUAACAUCUUUUACUUUAGGCAUAAUUCACUGUACCUCUUUCUUUAUUCUCUUUGCUUACACUUUUGCUAUUUUUCUUGUCUCUCUUCACUGGGUGACUUUUCAAUCAGAAUUUUAAUUUUUUUUAAUAGACUUUCUAGAGAUGAUUAGUAUGCAAAUGGGUGCUGUGAGGCUAACAAUGACAACAACAAGAAAGACACAUCUAUUGGAACAGUAAUAAAGCAACAGUAUUCAAGUUU